CUAGAUUCAAAAACAAUUCAAGGGGAGCUGGGCUGGAUCUCCUACCCAUCGCACGGGUGGGAAGAGAUCAGCGGUGUUGAUGAACAUUACACACCCAUCAGGACUUACCAGGUGUGCAAUGUCAUGGAUCACAGCCAAAAUAAUUGGCUGAGGACCAACUGGGUCCCCAGAAACUCGGCUCAGAAAAUCUACGUGGAGCUCAAGUUCACACUGCGGGACUGCAACAGCAUUCCAUUGGUUUUGGGGACUUGCAAGGAGACCUUUAACCUGUACUACAUGGAAUCUGAUGAUGACCACGGCGUGAAAUUCCGAGAGCAUCAAUUUACAAAGAUUGACACCAUUGCCGCUGAUGAAAGUUUUACUCAGAUGGACCUUGGGGACCGCAUUCUGAAACUCAACACUGAGAUAAGAGAAGUGGGACCGGUCAACAAAAAGGGGUUUUAUUUGGCUUUUCAAGACGUUGGUGCUUGCGUUGCCUUGGUGUCUGUGAGAGUGUACUUCAAAAAGUGCCCGUUUACAGUGAAGAAUCUGGCUAUGUUUCCAGACACAGUGCCUAUGGACUCCCAGUCCUUGGUGGAGGUUAGGGGCUCUUGUGUCAAUAAUUCCAAGGAGGAGGAUCCUCCCAGGAUGUACUGCAGUACCGAGGGAGAAUGGCUUGUCCCCAUUGGCAAGUGCACCUGCAACGCUGGCUACGAAGAACGAGGUUUCAUAUGCCAAGCUUGUCGACCAGGCUUCUACAAGGCUUCAGACGGUACUGCCAAGUGUGCUAAGUGCCCACCACACAGCUCGACACACGAAGAUGGUUCAAUGAACUGCAGGUGUGAGAAUAAUUAUUUCCGGGCAGACAAAGACCCUCCAUCCAUGGCUUGUACCCGACCUCCGUCUGCACCAAGAAAUGUUAUCUCUAACAUAAAUGAGACCUCAGUUAUCCUGGACUGGAGCUGGCCCCUAGACACAGGAGGCCGGAAGGAUAUUACCUUCAACAUCAUAUGUAAAAAAUGCGGUUGGAAUGUGAGGCAGUGCGAGCCAUGCAGCCCCAACGUUCGCUUCCUCCCUCGGCAGCUCGGACUCACCAACACCACUGUGACAGUGACAGACCUCCUGGCACACACUAACUACACCUUCGAGAUCGAUGCCGUUAACGGGGUGUCAGAGCUGGGCUCCCCACCUAGACAGUUUGCUGCAGUCAGCAUCACGACUAAUCAGGCUGCUCCAUCACCUGUCAUGACAAUUAAGAAAGAUCGGACCUCCAGAAAUAGUAUUUCUUUAUCUUGGCAAGAACCUGAGCAUCCAAAUGGAAUUAUCCUGGACUAUGAGGUCAAAUACUAUGAAAAGCAGGAACAAGAGACGAGUUAUACCAUUUUGAGAGCAAGAGGCACAAAUGUUACUAUCAGUAGCCUCAAGCCAGAUACAACUUAUGUGUUUCAAAUUCGAGCUCGGACAGCAGCAGGAUAUGGAACCAAUAGCCGCAAGUUUGAGUUUGAAACUAGUCCGGACUCUUUCUCCAUCUCUGGUGAAAAUAGCCAUGUGGUGAUGAUUGCUAUUUCAGCAGCAGUGGCCAUCAUUGUCCUCACUGUUGUCAUUUAUGUCUUGAUUGGGAGGUUCUGUGGCUAUCAUAAGUCAAAACACAGUUCAGAUGAGAAGCGACUUCACUUUGGUAAUGGGCACUUAAAGCUUCCAGGCCUCAGGACAUAUGUUGACCCUCAUACAUACGAGGAUCCUACACAAGCAGUUCAUGAGUUCGCGAAGGAGUUGGACGCCACCAACAUAUCCAUCGACAAAGUUGUUGGAGCAGGUGAAUUUGGAGAAGUUUGCAGUGGUCGCUUAAAACUUCCUUCAAAAAAAGAGAUCUCAGUGGCCAUCAAGACCCUGAAAGUAGGUUACACAGAGAAGCAGAGGAGAGACUUCCUGGGAGAAGCAAGCAUCAUGGGGCAGUUUGACCACCCCAACAUCAUCCGACUGGAAGGGGUUGUCACUAAAAGUAAGCCUGUGAUGAUUGUUACAGAAUACAUGGAGAAUGGUUCCCUGGAUAGUUUCUUACGUAAACAUGAUGCCCAGUUCACAGUCAUCCAGCUGGUGGGAAUGCUUCGUGGGAUAGCAUCAGGUAUGAAGUACCUUUCAGAUAUGGGCUAUGUCCACCGGGACCUUGCUGCUCGGAACAUCUUGAUCAACAGUAACUUGGUGUGUAAAGUUUCUGACUUUGGACUCUCUCGGGUGCUUGAAGAUGACCCAGAAGCUGCUUAUACAACUAGAGGAGGGAAGAUACCAAUACGGUGGACAUCACCAGAAGCAAUUGCCUACCGCAAGUUCACAUCAGCCAGCGAUGUGUGGAGUUAUGGGAUUGUUCUCUGGGAAGUAAUGUCUUACGGAGAAAGACCAUAUUGGGAGAUGUCCAAUCAGGAUGUAAUUAAAGCAGUGGACGAGGGCUACCGCCUCCCACCUCCCAUGGACUGCCCAGCUGCCUUGUAUCAGCUGAUGCUGGACUGCUGGCAGAAAGACAGGAACAACAGACCCAAGUUUGAGCAGAUCGUCAGCAUUCUGGACAAGCUCAUCCGGAAUCCAGGCAGCCUGAAGAUUAUCACCAGUGCAGCAGCAAGGCCAUCAAACCUUCUUCUGGACCAAAGCAAUGUCGACAUCACUACCUUCCACACAACAGGUGAUUGGCUUAACGGCGUCCGACCAGCACAUUGUAAGGAAAUCUUCACAGGAGUGGAGUACAGUUCCUGCGACACCAUAGCCAAGAUCUCCACCGAUGAUGUGAAAAAGGUUGGUGUUACUGUGGUUGGGCCACAGAAGAAGAUCAUUAGCAGCAUUAAAGCUCUAGAAACACAAUCUAAGAACAGUCCAGUUCCAGUGUAA
Molecule: messenger RNA, 2859 nt
Organism: Cricetulus griseus (Chinese hamster)
Lineage: Eukaryota; Metazoa; Chordata; Mammalia; Rodentia; Cricetidae
Source: RefSeq, a predicted model, not a curated record